This is a messenger RNA of Gossypium arboreum, 997 nucleotides long. RefSeq names its product E3 ubiquitin-protein ligase BOI-like. Gene Ontology annotation, biological process: regulation of programmed cell death. Lineage: Eukaryota; Viridiplantae; Streptophyta; Magnoliopsida; Malvales; Malvaceae. The transcript is spliced from 3 exons. Bases 117 to 944 code for a protein of 275 amino acids. Gene Ontology annotation, molecular function: ubiquitin-protein transferase activity. The record is from RefSeq and is a predicted model, not a curated record.
CUAUAAACCCAGUAUAAAAUCCCAAUCCAUUGAGGGACAAACCCCCUUAGUUCAUAUCAUAUUCAUCUUUCUCUUAUCAAAGCAAAGCAAAAAAAACACCCAAAAACCUUGCUCCAAUGGCAAUUGAAUCCCAACACAUGAAUCAAAAUUUGCCUCCUCAAUUAAUCAUGAAUAGAUAUUUUAUGAAAACAAAUGAAGGAAUGUACAAAGAUAAUUUGAUGGAUUCUUGUGUUCCUUUGCAACAAGCUUCAUUUGCAAAGCUUUUUGAUCCAAUUUUAGCCUCAAAUUCAAUUGAUGAUAUGGGAAUGAGGAGAGGACCCAAAGAUUCAUUCAUCAAUAAUGCCUUUGGUUCAUCAAUGGAUCACAUCCAACUACAUCAACUUGAUGGAUUCAUUGCUCAACAUGCUGAAAAAGUGAGAUUUGAAGUUGAAGAACAAAGGGAGAAUCAAUGGAGAACAUUGAUCACAUUAAUCCAAGAAAGGGUUUUAAAGCAAUUAAAGGCAAAAGAUGAAGAGAUUCAAAGAAUGGGGAAAAUAAAUUGGGUUCUUCAACAAAGGGUGAAAUGCCUAUGCGUCGAGAGCCAACGGUGGCGAGAUUUGGCGCGAACAAACGAAGCGGCGGCCAAUUCAUUACGAACCGACUUGGAACGAGUCCUGGCGCACGCCGGCGAGGAACUGCGCCGUGGGAUGAGCGCGGCAGCUGAUGACGGCGGGGAGUCUAGUUGUUGUGGAAGCAGCGAUGAAGGAUGGCGCGAGGUGGUGGUGCCACCGUCGGGGGCGGCGGUGAUGAGAAAGUGUAAGAAGUGUGGGGAGGGAGAGGCGAGUGUGGUGUUGCUGCCAUGCAGACAUCUUUGUGUUUGUAGGAUAUGUGGAACUGCCAUGGUUGGAACUUGCCCCGUCUGUCAUUUUAUUACCAAUGCUAGUGUUCAUGUUAACUUGUCAUGAAACUAAAUUUUUACUAAUAUAAUCACGUGAGUUUAAAUUUUUUGGACUAAAAA